This is a messenger RNA of Dromaius novaehollandiae (emu), 3536 nucleotides long. RefSeq names its product Wnt family member 3 (gene WNT3). The coding region runs from base 189 to 1256 and encodes 355 amino acids. Lineage: Eukaryota; Metazoa; Chordata; Aves; Casuariiformes; Dromaiidae. Gene Ontology annotation, molecular function: cytokine activity; frizzled binding. Gene Ontology annotation, cellular component: extracellular region. Gene Ontology annotation, biological process: cell fate commitment; canonical Wnt signaling pathway; multicellular organism development. The transcript has 4 exons. The record is from RefSeq and is a predicted model, not a curated record.
AGGGAAAAGGCUUGGAGAGGUGUGUUUCUGACAAGCCAGAAAGUCAUCCGCACUUCAAGGGACUUUGUUUAACUCUUUUUUUUUUUUUUUUUUUUUUUUUUUCUGGGAAGGGGGGCGUUCUUCAUUUUCACACUUAAUGUUUUUCUGAAAACUUCGCUGAGAUUUUCCCCUUCCACCAGCCUGGACUAAUGGAUUACCACCUGCUUGGAUUAAUUUUAUCUUUUCUCUUCAAUGGCACAAAGGUCUUAGCCGGUUACCCAAUUUGGUGGUCCCUUGCGUUAGGCCAGCAGUACAGCUCCCUGGGGUCCCAGCCCAUCCUCUGCGGCUCCAUCCCUGGCCUUGUCCCCAAGCAGCUCCGCUUCUGCCGGAACUACAUUGAAAUCAUGCCCAGCGUGGCUGAGGGGGUGAAGCUGGGCAUCCAGGAGUGCCAGCACCAGUUCCGGGGCCGCCGAUGGAACUGCACCACCAUUGAUGACAGCCUAGCCAUCUUUGGGCCAGUCCUAGACAAAGCCACGCGAGAGUCUGCCUUUGUCCAUGCCAUUGCGUCAGCAGGUGUGGCCUUCGCUGUAACCCGCUCCUGCGCCGAGGGCACCUCCACGAUCUGCGGCUGUGAUUCCCACCACAAAGGGCCUCCAGGAGAUGGCUGGAAAUGGGGGGGAUGCAGUGAGGAUGCCGACUUCGGAGUGCUGGUGUCCCGGGAAUUCGCGGAUGCUCGAGAGAACCGGCCGGAUGCCCGCUCAGCCAUGAACAGGCACAACAACGAGGCCGGCAGGACGACCAUUCUGGAUCACAUGCACCUCAAGUGCAAGUGUCACGGUCUUUCGGGAAGCUGCGAGGUCAAGACCUGCUGGUGGGCCCAGCCAGACUUCCGGGCAAUCGGUGACUACCUGAAGGAUAAAUACGACAGCGCCUCCGAGAUGGUUGUUGAAAAGCACCGGGAAUCUCGGGGAUGGGUAGAAACUCUUAGGGCCAAGUACGCUCUUUUCAAGCCACCAACAGAGCGGGAUCUGGUCUACUACGAGAACUCCCCCAACUUCUGCGAGCCCAACCCAGAGACCGGCUCCUUCGGGACGAGGGACAGAACGUGCAACGUCACCUCCCACGGGAUCGAUGGCUGCGACCUGCUGUGCUGCGGUCGUGGCCACAACACCAGGACUGAGAAACGGAAGGAGAAGUGUCACUGCAUCUUCCACUGGUGCUGCUACGUGAGCUGCCAGGAGUGCACACGUGUCUAUGACGUCCACACCUGCAAGUAACCGUAGGUAGGUCUCCAGCUGAGGGGAGGUUGCUCCAGAGCCGGGUCAGGGGUUCAUUGGCCCUGUGAUCAGCUUCCACACGGUGGCCUCACGCUUCAGAGGAUGACAGAAAAAAAUCCCAAAGCCCUUGGCCAGUUUGGCCAGGGCAAACACCCUCACGUAGCCAGCACCAGCGCUGCAGAGAAGACUCACAGCAUCACCAAGUCUCGACCAAGCAAGGUGGUUUGAGGCUAGGCCUGACACCACACACACGUUAGAUCACUUAUUCGCUGACUUUUCUCGUGCUGUUUGGCAUGAUGGACUGCCCAGGGAGGAGGGACGUUACAGGCCCAAGGGAGGCACAGCCACAGCGAUCAGUCAGUGUGCCGCUAACGAGGCACGUCCAGAGCUUCCAGCUCCGUCCUCCCCUGGAGGCCUGGCCCACGUAGACGCUAAUACAGGGUUUCAAGUGAGAAUGAAUUUAACGCAGUGAAAGCUGAACAAAUACGGGCUUCCCCUGCCUGCUUGCACAGACUGUCCCAGUUUCAGCAGAUGCAGUGUGAGAAGGAAGGAAAGGAGCCAGCUCCCCACACCAGCCAGGCUUUUUCCUUCCAACUCCAAGGAGAUGAUUUUGGAGAAACAAUUAUGUUUAAGUGAGCUUGCGAAGGAGCCCUACAUCCAGUCUCUCCUUUCAGCUCCCCUUUGCCAUCUCUGCUCCUCACCCCCUGAGAUGACCCCCUAUAAUCCCACUGAGGGGGAUGGCAGGAAACCAGAGUCCAGAACUGAUCCUCUGACAUUUGGCACAAGCCUUAGCUAAGAGCAGAGUGGACACGGUGAGGCUGUGAUCUCUUAUGUGAGUUGUGUCACUACCCCAUCAGGCUUCUUGCUGUGUAACUGCUGAAGGGAGAUUUUUAAGGUUUUGCUGCCAUCUUUCCAGGCAGUCCAAGAUCGAAACUGGACAGAUCCACGCUGUUGAUGCACCUAUUUACUAAGCAUCCCCUAAAACGACCUUUCAUCACAAGAUGAGCUCACAGCAUCUCUCUGGUAACAGGACACAUGCCAGGUUAGCUGCUACGCCCGCUUUUACUAUCAAUAACAGGCCAGGAGACAGAAGCUAUGGCAAAGAGACUUCUGUCCAGCCCUUUUCAUCAGCAUUUCUCCUAUCAGAAUCAUUCAAGCCACCUUGUCCAGCAAGAGAGGCUAGGGCAGAUGGGAAGGGCAGACUUUACUGUGUUAAGCAGUAUCACAAUUCCAGGCAGACCCUUUCCUUCCCAUAGGAUUAUUUCUUGAGCUAUUAGCAAAUCAUUUAUGAGGGCUUCAGCUCAAGCCUAGAAGCUCUGUAACAACAACAUGGCUUUGGCCCCCAGGUGUGGCCACACAUGACCCAGAACACAUCUCACUGCAGAAGAAUCAGUGUUUGUCCCUCCUCCUGCUCCCUGGUGCUCCUUGGCCACAUCCACCCACUCCUGCAGGGCUCACAUUUUCAUGAUGUAUUGACCCUUGAAAUUAAAAAAACCCAAAACUCUAUGUCCUGGUGGGCUCCUCCACAGAUGAUGGGGUUCAAGAUCAAUCAGGUGACAUUAGCAGGGUCAGAUGCCACUUCUCAUGUGCCAGUGAUUUGAUGUAGGAGUUGCGAAAGGUGUCUAAAACAUGAAAGCUGUGUCCUCUACUCCACUCAUUUGUCCAUGGGAAACAGUUGUACCUUAUACUGCAAAGAGCAAUAAUAUGGGUAAAAGCCCCUGCAACAUGGAGCACAGUACCUUGCCCAGUCGCUCAAACCCGCGAGUGGCAAAAAUCAGAACAAAAUUCUCAGUUCCUCCUCUGCAGAGUAUGAUGAAGAGCUACCGGAUUCGAGCAGCCGCAUGAGCAUUAGCUUUCUAAAAUUAAAGAUCACAGGAGAGCUAAAGAAAACUCUGUCUCAGAAAUAAGCUGUCUUCUGAUAUGCAUUCUAUUUAAAAGUAUAUAUUAAAUCCUGUGUCUGGAAAGACUCCAAGUACCUGACUUUAAACAAAAUCCCUUUCAUUUUUUGUUUUUUAAUCAAGAAAAGGUAUUUAAUAUUAAAUAGAACAUUUAUUGCCUUGUAAUUAUUUUACUGUAGCCAGGUAUUCUAGCACUGAAUGGAAGAUCUUUUUCCAUCAAUCUGCUGUAUCCAAAGUUUUGUAUAAAGUUGUAGAGGUUGAUUUUUUUUUAUUUUAUAUUCAGAAAAUUUCUCUUUUUAUAAGCAUUAUUUAUUAUACAAUGUAUAUACUUGAGUUAACUAAGAUUAUAUAUUAUAUAAAUAUAUAUAUUUGGAGAAAAAUA